GCGCCCGCGCGCGCGCAAAAGCCGAGAGGCGCGGCCUGCCGUUGCCAUGGCGGCGGUGGAGGGUCGCGGAGGGCAAGGGGCGCUGUGGGGCUCUCGCGGCCCGGCCCGGCCCGCCAUGGAGGACGAACUUUACCUGGAGAACAUCGACGAGUUCGUCACGGACCAGAACCGAGUCGUAACGUAUAAAUGGCUGAGCUUUACCUUGGGAGUUCAUGUGAAUCAAGCCAAGCAAAUGUUAUACGAUUACAUAGAGAGGAAACGGAAGGAGAACGCAGGAGCCCAGUUGCACGUCACCUAUUUACUGGCAGGGAACGUCGUUCAGAACGGACACACUUACCAUAAGGUUGCAGUAGUGAAAGAAGAUAAAUUAGAAGCCAUGAAAGCCAAGCUCUCCACGGUGGCCAGCGUCCACGUCUAUAGCAUCCAAAAGGCCCUGCUGAGGGACAGCAGCCCUCUCUUCAACACCGACUACGACAUCCUCAAGACCAAUCUCCAGAACUGCAGCAAAUUCAGUGCCAUUUGCUGUGCUGCCGCCAUCCCCAGGCCUGUCGCCGAAGACUCCCAGGCCGAGACCCCCGCCCAGGACCCCCCCCAACCUCCCCCCACCACAAAAGGGCCGGACGCGCCCGUGCUCAACGGCCAGGCGCCAGGCACGUCGUCCAAGCAGCCCGCCCAGCCGGCGAAAGGCAUCCUGGGAAUGUUUGCGGCCAAACCAGCCCCCAGACCCAAGAAUGGCCACAAGGAGUCUCACCUAGACGCCAAAGAGAGCCCCGGGGCUUCAACGAACAACAGCAAAGCCCCAGCGAAAGGAAACACGCUGAAUAACUUCUUUGGGAAAGCUGCCGUUAGCAAAGAGGGUGCAGGCAAAGCCAGUGCUGAGCCCGAGCAACAGAAGGAAGAGCGAUCAGCGGCCAAGCCAGCCGUUCCUUCCACCGACCCAAAAUCUCCUCCAGGUCAUGAGAAGCCCAGCAAGGAGGCCGAGCCGGCCAGAGGGCAGCAGAGAGAGAAGAGAAGAGCAAAGAGGACAGACAUGGAGGAGGAGGAGGAGGAGAAAGGAGCCGGCCACUUGAAGAAGAAAAGGCGUCGGAUCAAACUGCCUCAGUCAGACAGCAGCAGCGAUGGGGAAGGCGCUGCCUCCUCGCCAGCAGCUUCUGAAGAUUCUCCCCCUGAGCCAGCUCAGAAGCCUCAGCCUCCGCCAGCCCCUGCACCAGUGGUGGCUUCCGUGGGAAAGAAGAAACACAAGCGGAAACGUGUCUUGAAGUCGAGAACUUUUGUAGACGACGAAGGCUGCAUCGUGACCGAAAAGGCCUACGAGAGCGAGUCAUGCACGGAGAGCGAAGAGGACGUCCGCACCAAGCCCGGCGCAGCUCGCAAGGCCUCCGUUGCGGCCGCGAAGAAGGAGCCCAAAGAGGAGAAGAAGGGCACCAAGAAAGGGGGGCUGGUCCCUGCCAAGCCCAACAAGCAGGCCUCCAUCAUGGGCUUCUUCCAAAAGAAAUGAUCCCCCGUCCUCCGACGAUUUGCAGGAAUCCCUACCCGGGAGGCACGGGAUUGGCUGCCCAGGUGAGCUCUCGGCAUCCAGACAAGGAGACUCUGGAAGCUUUUGGUUCUGGACUGUGAUGGGCACCUGGUGCUGAAGGCCUGCCCAGGGCAGCCACGCAGGUAGAUGUUUUAGAUGGAAGGUGGCACCAUCCUUGGUCUUCUUGAAGCAAAGCUAUUUGAGGCAAGGUCCUCCCCACAGGUGUGGUGGCUGCUCCAUACCUUUGGCUCCCAUCGGUGCUCGGAGAUUGAACGGAUGUCCUUCCUCCUCAGCGGUGGGCUUGCAGUCCUUUCCUGGAAACUUCUUCUUCUGUUGGCUUUGGGGCACAAGUUGGCCUCGUUGACCAGAGGUCCGAGCCCCGCGUCUCCAGAUGGCAGCCUGAGGAAACCAGCAGAGAUCCCUCCAGGAACAUCUCUGGUGGUUCCACAGGGCUCCCUUUCCAGAAGGCCUGUAGAGGACCUCGUGAUCCUGCAGGGCUUGCGUCCAACUGGUGAGAUCUCAUGAUCGGCUAGGACCCGCAGCUGGAAACAUCUGGCCUGCUCUCUUAAGGAAUCUCCACCGCCUGGCCCAAUAAGCCCCCUUCCCGUUCUCUGGGAAUAAUCGCCAAGGCUGCCUAGUCAAGGCUAUUGAGGGACGCUUGGGUCUUCUAAGAAGACCAUCAACUUACUUUGUAGUCCUUCCAACGGAUUCCUCCCGGUUCCUUAGAUGGUGCAACCCCGCUUGAUCCUGCCUCCAGAAGAUCACCCAUCUGGGACCUCCACCAAGGCCUCUACUCUUAAUUGGCAGUUGUGAAUUUCCCCACAAAUAGAAACCCACCAGGAUUGGAUUAGGACCACCCUUGGGGGUUCGAAGACGCUGCUCGAUUGUCAACACCGGCGCGUAUCUUCCCCACGUGGUUUGCACAGAGGAGCAGGCCUUGCUCUUCUCCGUUCCAAAGAACGCCGCUUCGGCAUAGACCCUCUGCAUGUAGCAGCCCCCUCCAUAAGCUGGGAUGAAGGGAUGCUUGGAAAAUGGGGGGGGUCUUUUGCUGUUUUGGGGGGGCGGGGAAGGAGGGUCUGCUGAAGAAAGAAGCCGUUGAUAUUGAAAAGAACGAGAAGGAAGACCAUUUUGGAUGGAGAGGCUCAACGCCAAAGAAACUAAACGUAAAAUUCUAUAAAGGACUCCAUUAUAGGGACAGCAGCAGGUCUUCCUCUGGAUGUUGUCGGCUGUGGGUGACAAAAACCACAACUGCCUCUUGGAUGGUCGCUUGGCCCCUCUCUGGCUGGCCUGCCUCGGUUUUUACUUCGUUGGGAGUUUUCUGAACAUUGGAUAGGGUUGGUUUUAUGGGUUUUUUUUCUGCUGGACUAUAGGGGAGAGAAAAGGAGCAGGAAUUCGAAUCAGUUGUCCCCAGGCGACACCAGGCAAGUAUUGUACAGACACACAAACACACAGAUGAACACAGUUCAAUUCUAGCGGUAGUUGAUGGCGGUUUUUGCCACCAUUAAUGCAGGGGACUUCCAACUUGGCCC
This is a messenger RNA of Crotalus tigris (Tiger rattlesnake), 3045 nucleotides long. RefSeq names its product DNA polymerase delta 3, accessory subunit (gene POLD3). The coding region runs from base 47 to 1498 and encodes 483 amino acids. The record is from RefSeq and is a predicted model, not a curated record. Gene Ontology annotation, biological process: DNA replication; nucleotide-excision repair, DNA gap filling; DNA synthesis involved in UV-damage excision repair. Lineage: Eukaryota; Metazoa; Chordata; Lepidosauria; Squamata; Viperidae. Gene Ontology annotation, molecular function: DNA-directed DNA polymerase activity. The transcript is spliced from 12 exons. Gene Ontology annotation, cellular component: nucleus; delta DNA polymerase complex.